ACCGAACUUCCCGGUGUUACUCGUGUAUCGGUCCGUGCGCGCGGACAGCCCCCCAGUCAGUUCAUUCCUCGGCGCUACAGGGUGAGAUGUCUGCGGGAAACAGCUGCUUCCGUCGACGAGGACUCUAGCUAUGGAGUUUGAAACUAAAAUCUACCCUCAGAUCGGCGGGUACGGGCGAUACAACAGGAUCAUAACGCUUUUCAGCUGGUUCCCGAACUUCGCGGUCUCGUUGAAUCUCUUCAGCGAUGUUUUCUUCACGCUCGUGCCCGAGUCUUACCACUGCAGACCCGACCCGGCGUUACUCCCGCCGUCCGCUCUGCUCGGAAACCUCUCCAGGCGAGCGUACCUCAACCUCACCGUCCCGUGGCUGAAGGGGUCGGGGUUCAGUCACUGCGAACUUUACAAGUACCCUGUGAACGUAAGCGACUACAGCGAGGACGUGCCCAGAGAGGUGGUGCGGUGCACUAGAGGAUGGGAGUACGGCAAACCCGCGGGUCUCCACAACAAUUUAGUGACCGAGUGGGACUUGGUGUGUGCCGACUACUGGAAGAUUCCACUCCAACACAUAUGUUUUAUGACAGGCUGGAUCCUGGGCUAUAUACUCCUUGGCACUAUAUGUGACUGGCUGGGUCGUCGCUGUGCUCUGCUGCUGUCCGUGGUUCUCUCUGGCUUGCUGGGAAUCAUGACUUGUCUCUCCAACAGCCCUUCUGCGUUCCCGUUUCUUCGGCUCUGCCAGGGCUCGACGUUAGCCGGAGUGUUUUUGUCGUCUUACAUUGCAAGGCUUGAAUGGUGUGACCCUCCUCACAGACUUAUGGUGUCCAUGGUCAGCGGCUUCUUUGCCGUGUUUGCAGAGCUUUUGUUGCCAGGACUAGCCGUGCUUUGCAGUGAUUGGCCUAUACUUCAGGCUGUUGCCACACUGCCCUUGCUGCUACUACUUUCCUAUUGGUGCUGUGCUUCAGUGUUCCCGGAAUCUCCCCGUUGGCUCAUGGCCACAUCUCAGAUUCCUCAAGCUAAGAAAUGUCUCCAGUCUUUUUCAGCACGAAAUGGCAUGUGUGUUAGCGAUGAGCUCUACCCCACUGAAACACUGCUGGCAGAGAUAGAUGAGGUAUUCCCUGAAGACACUCAGCCAGAAUAUCAUCACGUAGUAGAGUUGCGUCAAACCAGAGUCAUCUGGAAGAACUGCCUCAUCUUGGGCUUCACUCUCUUCAUCGGCACAGGAAUCCAGUACUGCUUCACGCGUAACCUGCAUAUCUACUCGCCACACUUCUACUUCAGCUAUUUCCUGCGCGUGCUGACCGGAGCUCUGGCCUGCAUCUUCCUGUGUGUGUCUGUGGACCGCUUUGGCCGCAGGGGGAUGCUGCUGCUGGCAGCCAUUGUCACGGGUCUGUCUUCACUGCUGCUGCUGGCCCUCACGCAAUACCUGCAUGGAGGGUUUGUUCUGGUUCUGUCUGUUGUGGGUCUCCUUUCGUCUCAGGCUUUGGCCAUGCUCAGCGUGUUCUUUGGCAGUGAAGUCAUGCCAACUGUUGUCCGCGGUGGCACGCUGGGUCUGAUCAUGGCCGCAGGCUGCGUGGGAAUGGCUGCUUCCUCUCUGAUGGAGCUGCAAAAUAACGGCGGCUAUUUCUUGCAUCACGUAAUCUUCGCCUCCUUCGCCGUUCUCUCGGUCCUGUGCAUCAUGCUGCUGCCGGAGAGCAAAUACAAGCCGCUGCCGGACUCGCUUAAAGACGGAGAGCGGCAACGGCGUCCUCCGCUCUUCCUCUCGCGCACGGCCCGGGACAACCCGCCUUUACUGCACACGCAGCCGCACAGCUCCGAGUACAACCGGGACAAUUACUCCCGCCUCGUCACCGCCACCAAAAAGAUGCUCACCAAAGACACUCUGCCAUACAAGAUCUCCAUUUCGCCACAAGCGCCUCUGCUGGCCAGUAACGGCACUGCUCCGGACGCCAAUGAAGACUCGUCCUAGCAUUUCGCCCCCCCAAAGCCGUUUUUUUGACACGCAGGACCUCAUCUCAUAGCGUGGCCGGUUCGGCCCCCGCGUCUUUUCCCAGCGAAGACGACGUCUUGGUGUUGGAGUAUGUUGAGCAUUCGGUUGGUGAAUGGUAAAUUUUUCAGUUUGUCGUGACUUUGUAUGUUGAUUUUUGUAUUGGUUAGGAAUCCCAACUCUAUGCACAGAUGUUGCUGGGAGACUCUGUCCGUGGUUUGUAUGUCUCAACUGUAUGUUUGAAUGAAGUUUAAGAUUUAGUAUGGUAUCCGUUAAUGGUCACCUGAGAGCCAUCGCCUGUCCACUUAGCGGGUGCGUCUCGUGCCUCUCAUUACUGUAGUCUUGUGACUAAAGCAUAAAAGCUUACUUGACCCCACCGUAUGGCGAUUCGCUGAGGGGUGCUAAAACCUCCACUCAAUAUCAUAGUUUUAUCUCCUCGGAGUGGAAUGAAGAGCACUUGAUGACGUCGGGAUCGCUUGGGAAAAGUCUACUCUUAAUAAUGUUGGAAUGUGAUUGGUUUCUGUGGAAUGGUAGCUCAUCUCAAUUCCUCAUGUGGAGUUUUGUCACAUCACAUUCCUAUCUUUCUGCUGUUUUGUGUGUUUUUUUUUUUUUUAUGUCCGUCAAGCAGAGCUAGAACUGAACCAAACCUGACAGAGCGAGGGAACUGUUUUUGUCAUUGUUUUAGCUUCUGUUACAUGUUUGAAAUGGAAAUAAACUGUUUACUGUACCAGG
This is a messenger RNA of Puntigrus tetrazona (Sumatra barb), 2713 nucleotides long. RefSeq names its product solute carrier family 22 member 31 (gene slc22a31). The transcript has 9 exons. Lineage: Eukaryota; Metazoa; Chordata; Actinopteri; Cypriniformes; Cyprinidae. Gene Ontology annotation, molecular function: transmembrane transporter activity. The record is from RefSeq and is a predicted model, not a curated record. Gene Ontology annotation, biological process: transmembrane transport. Bases 131 to 1963 code for a protein of 610 amino acids.